UGGGAUAAACCCUCCCAGUCUUGAGGAGGGAAGUGGGUGGUGGAGAUUCAAACUAAGGCAGGCUUUACAGUGAGUCAAACUCUCUCAAAGACAGAGUACAGACAGUCUGUGCAGCACUAAGAUAUGGGCUUACUGUGACUGAAACCUGGAUUGGCUUCUCUCUUAAACCCGAAAACAAAAAGAUUAAAAAGACAAACUUAGACUGAGAGUGAAAGUAAGAAAGAGACACAGCUUGUCCAGGAAGAUGGGGAACUGACCAAGACUUUGAAUCUUUAGUGUAGGGGGAGGGAAAGAGGAGCAAGGACAGGCCUGAGGAUACUACAGAUUGUGUUGCCAUGGAAACCAAAACCUGGAAGCGGACGCAAGGACCACAGAAGGUGGACGACUUCCCUUGACUGCAUCUUCAACGCGUUACUGUCCUGCCGCGCACUGUGGUGAGAGAAUGUUGUGGCGAAUAACUAUCCCAGUCAUACUGGCUGGGGUGCUCUGCAUCACAGCAGAGACCAAAAAGUCUCGGCCCCAAGGAUCUAUCCCAUCUCCACACAAGACCAAAGGGAACCUGUCCUCAGAGCGCCACCAUCGGCUAUUGCAGCAGAAACCGGAAGUGCUAUCCUCCAGCCGGGAGGCCUUGGUGGUCACAGAGCGCCGCUACCUCCGCAGAGACUGGUGCAAGACCCAACCCCUCCGCCAGACAAUCAGUGAGGAGGGUUGUCACAGCCGCACUGUGGUCAACCGUUUUUGCUAUGGCCAGUGUAACUCCUUCUACAUCCCCCGCCAUAUGGGCCCCAGCUCAGGUCAGGGUCAGAGCCGAGGCCAAGCAUCAGGCUCCGGAAGGAAAGGCCACAAUAAGGCCCAAGAGCCGUUCCAGUCCUGCUCCUUCUGCAGGCCACAUCGCAUCACACAGCUCACAGUGCAGCUAGACUGCCCAGACCUGCAGCCCCCCUUCAGACACCGUAAGGUGCAGAGGGUCAAACAGUGUCGCUGUAUGUCUGUGGAUGUGGGCAGCCAUGGGAAACUGUGAAGGACUUAAAAGGUCUUUCAGAUGACAUCAUAUAACUAUUGUCAACAGCAGAAACUGACAAUCCUCGCCAAACAAGGACUGGCUUCAAGUUGAACUAUUGUGCAUUUUGUCGUACAAAUAAUGGCUUGUCCCACAAUAAAAUGACAUGAAGCAUGGAACCGGUAUUAUUAUGGAAAGACUCAACAUCGAUUUAUGACAGACUUGCAGCCAUGUUGACAAGCCAAAGCUGUUGAAAGAGACCGAUUCAAGUGGAUGUGCAAGUGGCACUGACGGAGCCAAUAUUUAACAAUGAAAACAUUUUUCCCCCUUGUUAUUUCAAGGAGUUACUAUUUACCUGACUAUUUGUACAUUUGUCACACCUCCUUUGUGAUAAAGAAAGUGUCUCAGAUUUUUAAAACCACAUUACUGACACUACUGAUAACAAAGUGUCUAAAUCGAAAACUGAACUGUAUAAAGAAUGACCCUAUUAAAAAGUUUCUCCACAGGUGGAUCUACAGCAAUUGCCACCAGUGCUUUUACCUGCAGGAGAUGUUGACAGUAUAUUUAAUUUGUUAUCCUGUAUCUUUUCCUAUCAUGUCUAUGAAUGAUACACAAGUUGAUGCCAGGGAAAAGAUUUCAAGAAACAUGAAAGAACACCACGAUGACCAGCGGCAUCCAGCCGCUUGAGCAACUCUGGCUGUAUACCGUGCAUUCGCCACAAACAUACAAGCCAGCAGGAAAAACAUACUGCAGCAUGUGUAACAGAGGUGCAAUGCAAUAUAUACAGUAUCUAUUUUAUGUAUGUGUGUAUGUAUGUAUGUGAAAAGUAUAUUAAAUCUAUUUCAUAUAAAACAA
Scatophagus argus is the source of this 1855-nucleotide messenger RNA. RefSeq names its product gremlin 2, DAN family BMP antagonist a (gene grem2a). Gene Ontology annotation, molecular function: BMP binding; receptor ligand activity. Gene Ontology annotation, biological process: animal organ morphogenesis. Bases 443 to 1021 code for a protein of 192 amino acids. The transcript is spliced from 2 exons. The record is from RefSeq and is a predicted model, not a curated record. Lineage: Eukaryota; Metazoa; Chordata; Actinopteri; Scatophagidae.